Geodia barretti is the source of this 2269-nucleotide messenger RNA. Lineage: Eukaryota; Metazoa; Porifera; Demospongiae; Tetractinellida; Geodiidae. The record is from the annotation of a GenBank genome assembly.
UCGUUUGCGGCGUUGCGGGGUGUGAGCUGGAGGAAGCUAGCUGACGACGAGGCGUGCGUACGAGCUGAUCCCUCCGUGGAACACCUCGUGCAGAUUCGAUCCGCUGUUGCCAGGAGCUGUUUCAGGACCAGAACCCAGUUUGGGAGAAUGGGGAACUGGUUCAUGAAGUCCACGAUGACUACCCCCUCCAUCCCGGACCCCCGAUUGAAGCACCUUGACCUCCGUCUGUACUUGUUUGUCCGUAACUUUAUGACGGGAACCGUCGUCUUGUCGAUGGGGUUAAUGGUGUCUUUUGACGGCAAUGUCGGCUUUCCUUUCCUUGAGCUCUCUCUUCGAGGGUGAAAAUGGGCGUCUUGUCCCAGUGGUCUAUGACUACGAGGUCUAUGUCACUAGUCGGUAGAAAGAGGCCCGUAAACAUGCGGACAUCACCCUUAGAGGAGAAGGUAGGUGUUAACCUAAAUUUGUUUAUUUGUACUUGUGUCAGUACAUUAGUAUUGUAGAAAUUUGUCACAUGUGUUAGGUGUGUGUGUCUUACCACAUGUGCCAUGUUAUAGUGUGUGGCACUGUUGGUAGGACGAAGGUAAGAGCAUAGUGUAUUCCUUUAUACUCCCUCCUCCUCUCCCUUCUCUCUCUUCUUUCUUUCUUCUCUCUCUCUCUCUCUCACACACCACACACACACACACACUCCCCACAGAUCCUACUGAUGGUGAAGACUGGAAACCAAUAUCUGAUGGGUUCUCCUACGGAACUGAUCUCGUGAAAUUCAUCAGAGAACUUUAUGGAGACUAUUUCACCAUCUGUGUGGCAGAAAUUUAGCUGUUUGAGUCUGCACAAUCUGACAAAGCUAUCGAAACUGGAGGUUCCUCGAAACAUCAUGGACGCCAUCUUACCCAUCAAAGAUGACGACGCCGCGAUCCAAAAGUUUGGCAUCAGUUUUGCCGUCAACAUGUGCAAAGAGCUACUCAACUCUGGACUGGUGAAUGGUCUACAUUUCUAUACUCUGAAUCGAGAGGUCGCCACUAUUUCAAUCCUUACUGAACUAGGUAUGUGGUGUGAUGACCCGCUGUCACUGAAGACGUUGCCAUGGAAAGCUCCAGCCAGUCACAAGAGGUGUACCGAAGACGUCAGACCAAUCUUCUGGGCCCAGAGACCCAAGAGCUACAUACACAGGCAUAUCUGGAGUUCUUCUGUAGUCCGUCGUUCAUGAGAGCGCUAAUGACGGUCCUGGUGGACUAUCCUCAAGUCAACUACCACAUUGUCAACAGACAGGGAACGGAAAACAUGACAAACUGCGACUCCUACCAGCCAAUAGCGGUCACCUGGGGGGUUUUCCCUGGCAUGGAGAUCAUACAACCCACGGUCGUCGACCCUGUCAGCUUCCAUAUUUGGAAGGACGAGGCCUUCAUGUUGUGGGGGACCCACUGGGCCAGUCUCUACAGCCCCGAGUCCACCUCCCACCACAUCAUCUCUCACAUCCAGAACACCUACUACCUCCCUCGUCAACCUCGUCGAUAAUGACUUUGUCACUGGAAACGUCCUCUUUCAGCUGGUGAACAAGGUACUGGACGGUAUGAGCAAAGCCAGUAGUCCCACAACUGAGACUGACCAAAACUCUCUCCCCUCCUCCUCCUCCUCUUCAUGAUUUCCUAUUGUCUAGAAUUUUUACUGCGCGUGCGCACAUGGUUUACAAAUCUUCUUCUUCUUCUUCUUUGUAACCUCCACUGAAGGAGAGUAGCCUAUGGGGUAGGCAAUUAUAUGAGGGCGAGUAGUUGACGGUGAUGCUCGGAGUGUAGACGAUGUAGAAACACAACGAUCUCUCUCUGAAGUGGCGGAUCCUCGAUCCAGCGAAUUCCCAGGAUGUGUUCCGCAAAACCGUUCGGGUCUGAGUCUAAUAACGGCACGUGAUUUUAGCAGCCACGCCCUGUGCUCAUUUCUUGGGUCUGGGUUUUGUUCUCCAACGCAGUUUCUAGGCCCGCUUUCGAUCGACGAGGUCGACCACCACUGACGACACAGUAGUACAGCCGGCCAGAAGAAGGUCACGUGACUCAGAGAUGGCUACUGGUGGCGGGGACCAAGUCUGGACGUGGAAGAAACCACUCCCUCCAAGUAAAGCCGCACUCAGGAAGGUCUUUGAGAACACCAGUAACCUCAGUUACCUCUGCAGCUGGCUCUUCAUCCCUGAUGAUAAGAGAGAUGUUGACAGUGCAGUAGAGUACUAUGUACAGAGUACAGAUCCAAUGAAAAUGAGAAAGAUGAUAUUCAUGCUGGA